Huiozyma naganishii CBS 8797 is the source of this 600-nucleotide messenger RNA. RefSeq names its product flavin-dependent quinone reductase (gene LOT6). The transcript has a single exon. Lineage: Eukaryota; Fungi; Ascomycota; Saccharomycetes; Saccharomycetales; Saccharomycetaceae. The record is from RefSeq and is a predicted model, not a curated record. Gene Ontology annotation, molecular function: FMN binding; oxidoreductase activity. The coding region runs from base 1 to 600 and encodes 199 amino acids. Gene Ontology annotation, cellular component: cytosol.
AUGUACCAAAUAGGCGUAUUAGUUGGGUCCAUUAGAAAUCCCAGAUGCUGUCCACAAAUUGCGGAAUUUAUUGUAAACCGUUUAAAGGCAGAGCAUGAAGGUACAUCAAGCAUCAAUUUCAAUAUUAUCGAUUUGCAAAAGCAGAAUUUGCCUUUCUAUGACGAACCCGGAAUUCCAGCCAUGAUCAAAGAUCCAAUGCAGUACGAGCAUGAGCACACGAGACGAUGGAGUAAGCUUAUCUCAGCCCAGGACGGUUUCAUAUUCGUCUCACCGCAGUAUAAUUGGGGGUAUCCUGCUGGUUUGAAAAAUGCCAUAGAUUAUCUCUCAAAUGAAUGGAAGGAGAAGAAAGCUACGGUUGUGACCUACGGCAGCCAUGGUGGUGAUAAAUGUAAUGAACAACUUACCCAGGUUUUGACAGGUAUUGGAUUGGAGGUUACCUCAAAGACAGUACAACUGUCGUUCCCCAACAGAGACAUUCUAUUCAAAGCGGCGCAGGGAGAAAAUAUCAAUAUCGAAAAUGGGAAGGUUUUCGAAAGCUCCUAUGAUGAUAUAAGUGAAUCUUUUGAAGAAUUGGUGGCUCUUAUUUCUAACAAAACUUGA